Messenger RNA from Coffea eugenioides, 888 nucleotides. RefSeq lists its product as uncharacterized. The record is from RefSeq and is a predicted model, not a curated record. The transcript is spliced from 2 exons. Lineage: Eukaryota; Viridiplantae; Streptophyta; Magnoliopsida; Gentianales; Rubiaceae. The coding region runs from base 1 to 888 and encodes 295 amino acids.
AUGACAUCUAGGUUGGCUAGCAAACUAUUUGUUGAUGAGGUAAUGAAAGUGCCAUCUAUGACAGUGCAUGAGUUGAUGACCAAAGUAACUGAGGCGUUAAAUGUUGAUUUCAGCCUUAAGCAAGGGUAUAAAACACUUAGAAAAGUGAGAGACACUAUUCAUGGAUCCCAUGACAAACAGUACACCAUGUUGGAAACAUUUUGUGUUAAAUUGAGGAGGGCAAAUCCGGGAUCUACUGUAUUUGUUGAGACUUAUAUAGAUGAAGAUGGUGUUUCUAGGUUUAGAAGGCUGUAUAUGUGCUUAGAACCAAUAAAGAGAGGUUUUUUAGCUGGUUGUAGAAAAUGGAUUGGGUUAGAUGGUUGCUUCCUAAAAGGUCCAUAUGGUGGGCGGCUUUUAUCAGCAAUUGGAAUGGACGGUGAUAACAAAAUGUUUCCAUUGGCAAUGUCAGUUGUUGGGGUAGAGAAUUAUGAUAACUGGAUUCAGGCUGUUAAGGACAAACUUCCACAAGCGGAGCAUGGGUGUUGUGUCCAACACCUUUACACUAACUUCAAGCAAAUGCAUAGAGGUCUUGUUCUUAAAGAUAGGCUUUGGAGAUGUACUAGGGCUUCAUAUAUAACUCGGUACAAAGCAGAAAUGGAGAUGAUAAAGCUAGAAUCAAAGGAUGCAUAUGCAUGGUUGGAUGAAAAGGACCCCAAUACUUGGUCUAGGGCUUAUUUCAAGACUGGAUUGGAUUGCGAUAUAUUGGUUAAUAAUAUGUGUGAAUCUUUUAAUUCAGUUAUUUUAAAGGCACGAUCACUGCCUAUCAUAGGCAUGUUGCAAACUAUUUACUUAUAUUUGUUGAAGAGAAUGGAGAAGAAUAGAGAGACAAUGUCUAAGCAUGAAGGUUAA